This is a messenger RNA of Xyrichtys novacula (pearly razorfish), 10564 nucleotides long. The record is from the annotation of a GenBank genome assembly. NCBI's taxonomy places the organism in Eukaryota, Metazoa, Chordata, Actinopteri, Labriformes, Labridae.
AUGAGUGGAAUACCAGGCACCGCAGUCGUCCAGGUCACCAACCUGUCCUCGGCCGUGAGCAGCGAGCAGAUGCGGACUCUGUUCGGCUUCCUUGGAGACAUCGAGGAGCUGCGGCUCUAUCCGCCCGAGUAAGUAACGCUAGCGUCGGCGUGGGUGACUAGGAAAACCCGAGGAUGCGCGGCCUUUACGCUGUCCACUUUAACUGUAGGAUUAGGACGUAAGCGGGUGGAAUAAACAACUAACCAGUUUGUAUCUGUUUUAUUUCUCCCUACAGCAAUGCCCCCUUGUCUUUCUCAUCCAAAGUGUGUUAUAUAAAGUAUCGAGACCCCUCCAGUGUUGGUGUGGCGCAGCAUCUCACCAACACUGUGUUUGUUGACAGAGCUCUCAUAGUGGUGCCAUGUGCAGAAGGUGAGUGGAGCACAUUCCCCUUAUAAUUUAAUGCCUCAAUAAUGUCAGUGAACCUAUAUUGGCCUCCUGCCUUUGCUGUUUGGACUUGAGAUUGGGUUUUGGGGUAUUUUUUAAUGGCUAGAUGCGUCAUUGAGUGAUUUUAGUAAGUGACGGGCUGUAUCACCUAAAUAAAACAUUACAUAGCUUUUCAUCACAGCACCAAGCCGAGGUGUCUCUUGGUGUCACAGGGUGGUUUCUGCUAAAUAAAUUAAAGCACUGGUGGACAUUUCACAUGCGUGAAUUAAUUCUCUAUUUCCUGGUAAAAUUUGGGGGUGUUGCUGAUUUUAUAUUGACCCAUAUUGACACAAAUACUGAAAAAAGGGAGAAAACUGGAAGUAAUAAGAAAUAUUUAAUGCUUGAAAGCAAAGACAAGGGUGAAUGAAUAAGACCAUUGUAGUGAGAGCUAUAGGACCUGUGAAAAAAUAUAUAGUGGCAGUAAAAGUGAGCUAAAGAAGUAUAGUAUUAUUAAUAAGAAGAAAUUUAAAGCUCCUCUGAUGGUUUUUUACAUUUACGAAAAGGAUAUAAAAUUUUAUUAAUGCCUUUGAUAUGAUAUUGAAAAGCAACCAACCAGGAAGGUCUGGGUCAUUUUAAUGCCUGAAACAGGUGUGAGGGGGUAGGUGUCAGCUGAGCAGCUGAAGAAACAGUCUGAUUUUUACAAUUUGUGCAUAAAAUAUUUGCAAUUCUGAAUAGAUUUGACCUGUCAAAAGUAAAGUCAUAAGCAUGUCUUCAGCUGCUCUGUUUCAAGCGAAUUAUUUUAAGCUAGAUGAAUAUUUAAAUGUUAUGAUGUACUUACUCCUUGCAGUUUUGGUUAUUGUCAACAACUUGAAGUAGUUACAUUUCAGUCUGGACUAGUUUCCCCAGGGUGUUUAGGGGGUCUGGUGGGUUGGUAAACAGCGGAUUCUCUGGAUCAUGUUUGCUGGUGUUACUUUUGCCAUUAAAGCCACAUAUAUUACUGCUUUUUUUUUUGGGAAAAUACAAAAUAAACCCAUUGCACCUCAGCUAACUCAACCCCAUUUCUCUCUCUUUCAUUUUGUUGCUCCUUCUCUUUAAAUUCCCCCCCUCCCUCCCCUCUUUGGUGCCACUGUUGUUCCCAUGUGUACAGUCAAACAAAUGAUAUCACCUCUAACCUGAUGCUUUUUGUCCACGUGACUUGGUGCUGGAUGGCUACUGAGUUUAUUAAUUUGGUUUUGUAUGUUUUUUCUGUGUGAUUAUGUGUGCAUAUCAGAUGACUAGACUGGCCCAGCUGUUACACUACACUAGCCUGAGUCAGGCAUUGUUUUCCAAGCCACUAUCCCCGAUCGGGCCAACGCAGCCUUCAAGGGGGGAAUGUGACCAGGAGAAUAGCCCGCUGAACCUUCCAAGAUGGACACCUUGUCUCUUUUUAUUUAUUUUUCUUUUCUUUUUGGUUUGUUUCCUUUCAUACUUUCCCAUGUUGUCCACUUUCUCCUGUCUCUAUCUAGAAACAACAGUAUUGCUUAUCUCUAGCGUUGUGUUUAUAUUUGUUAUUUUGGUUUGUUGUUUUGAUUAUUGUCCAACCCCCACCCCCCUCUCUCUUUCCGCUACAGCUGCAGCUUGUGUGUGAUUGAAUUCUGUCCAGGUUGCUACGGCAUACUGCUGGUGGGAUGUGUAUCACACAUGGGAAGCUAGGAGGAUCACUAACACUUUACUCUCUUGUCACCUACUCCUGUUGACAUAGUGAGGGGGCUAGACGUUGUGAAAGUGAGACCCAGUAAUGACAACUUUACCUCUUUACAAUCUGUUUGCACUUUUUAAAGAUCUAUUUAGAGUAGGAUUUUUUUUCUCCCCUCACUUUUCAGCUCUGAUAUGGAUGUUCAAUGUUGUCACAAACACUCACUUUUGAGCAUUUUGUUCACUUUUAACUUCGUUACACAUGAGUUAAUGCUUUGCGCCGUUCCUUUUGAGUAUAUUUAAGCAGAUGAAUUGUUUAAGUCAUACUCUGUGCCUCCAGCUGUAAUUCACUGAAUUUGUACAACCCCACUUCUGAACAAGUCGGGACGUUAAAAACAGAGUUUGAUGGUUUGCAAAUCACUUCAAAACAGUGCAAAGACGACAUGUCUACUGUUGAAACUCUUCACCACCCUGUGAAUGUUUGAGAACCAGGAAGACCAUGCUCUGGAUUUUAGUUGCUUUACAGAUUGAGGUCUUUUUCAGGUGUUUCAGUUACUAAGAAGUCAGCUCUGUGGGCAGGUUUAGUUUAGCACCAGGACUGUUCUACUUCUGAGCCAUGAAGCUGUAAUACGUGCAGUUUGUAGUUUGGCUUUGUUUAGCUGAAAUAUGAAAAAGCAUCAUGUGAAAGGCAGCAUAUGUUGCUCCACAGUCUGUAUACACUGUUCAGCAUCAAUGGAGCCUUCACAGUUGUUUGAGCUAGGGCUGUCCUGAUACGACAUUGAAGUCGGAUAUCAGUCUGAUAUCAGUCUGAAAACUAUCGGAUUAUAUUGGCAUGCAUCUAAAAUCUUCGAUAUCAGAAGUUCGAUACAAGCAGUCCAUUCCAGACUCUGCUUCUGCACCUUUAGCUAGCAGCGCCCGGAUCCAUCAAGCUGAGCUAACGUGAUCACAACAACCGUGUGUACUACACUAAACUUUAUGCUGGUCCAUCCUUGAUUUCCAAGAAGAAUGUCAAAUUCUGCUUCAUUAGACUACAGGACAGAUUUUCUUAAAUUUGCUCGGACUCGGAGAAGUUGCAGAUUUUUCUAGAUCAUGUUUAUAUUUGGUUUCCUUUUUGCAUUUGUGCUUAUGGACAGUGUUUUUGAGGCGAUGUGGUGACUUCCACUACAGAGCUGUGACUGAAAAUUAGUCCUCAAAUGGUGUCUUUGCAUGAUUUCAAACAAAAAUACAGUUGAAAUGAUUUGGAAACCAUCAACAUCUUUUUUUAACAGCAUCCCAGCCUUUUUGGAACGGGGGUUGUAGUCAUUUUGUAAAUUUAGCCGCCUCUUCUUGCAGUAGACGAAGCAGAUUGUAAUCCAAAGUGGAAUGAGCAAAUCUCCUAAUUGGUUGUUUUUUGUAGCUAAAGUCUUGGCUAACAUUUCCUACAGUUCUUAAAAUUGUUGUUCUUCUCUGUAUUUGAUGUCCUGUGUGCUAUUAGUGAUGCAGCCAUUGGGGUUGUCUUGUGUUGCACACCUUUCCAACACUGCGAAACGAUCGCCCCCUUCCCCCACGGAAAAGCGCCCAUGCUUGAUAUCGCAUGGUUCAUGACCAAUAUGUUUCCAGUACAGGUGACCCAUGCAUCAAAGUGUUGACUCAUUCUCUGCAUUGUGUUUUUAUUUUCUUUCUUUUCUUGAUCUAUGAAAAGAGACCAAGGACAAAAUUCUUCUAUUUUUGAACAGUAAAGAUUGAGUUAAUUCAGACUGACUGAGAGGAAUAGUUAAAUAAAAUCAAAGUAAGGAUGCUCGGUCUCCAGAUUACCAUGAGUAGACAGUAGAUCUCUUGUAGGCUGUAUGGGGAAGUGUAUGCUCUCUUUCUCUCUAGAUUACAGUGGGCUAAUUGUGCAGACAUAGAGGAGACAGAGAGAAGAGGCCCUCUAUUGCCUUCACUAAUAUCUGCUUCUGUCCUGCAGGGAAGAUACCGGAGGAGGCCAAGGCCUUGUCUCUUUUGGCACCCGCCACCCCUGUACCCAGUCUGAUUCCUGGUGGGGGACUGCUGCCGAUUCCUACACCCGCCCCGAUCCAGAAUGUGAGUCUGAGUCUCACAGUUUACAUGCUUAAUAACCUCGAAUUACACAUAUAAUCCUGUGCCUAGAAAUGGCACAAGAUUACCAACCUGCUGCAAGAGAUAAAGAAGGAUGAGACUGCGGUAAAUACAGUCAUGCACCAGCUUUUCCAGACAUGUAGAGCUGUAGAGCUGUCCGAACAGCUCACUAUAUGUCUAUUUGUUGUUAUAAUCCUUAUGUCAGACUGUAAAUACCCCAUGAGUCUUAGAGAAAUGUAUUUCCAUUUAAAACAGGGUUCCUACACAACUACUUUUUAGAAUUGUUUUUGGAAAUACCUACUUUUCUAUUUUAGAAAACAGUAUUUUAGAACUGUGGUAGUAGUCUGUAAACAUAAAUAUUUGUCCACACUUAUUUUUCAUUUACUUUCUAAGACCUGGAAAUUGAUCAAAUUACUUCCAUAAUUUUCCAUACUUGCCAUACUUGCGUAGGAACCCUGUAUAAAGCUUGUCCACCUCCCUGAUCCAGCUGACUGUUAAUCCUCCUUUCCCCAGUAUGGGAGUCACCUUUUUUCCUCCCUUUCUUUAGGAGAAAAAUUAGGAGUAAUAUUUCACGUUGUACCUUUUUUUCCACAAACUUCACAUCCUUAUAGCAGGUCCUUUGUUUCUUUUGUGCCGCUGUGCAGGGGCGUGUCCAGACUUUUUAACUGAGGUGUCCCGACUCUAGAUCGAUGGGGUGGCCCGGGUAUCUGCACUCAGAUUAUUUGCGUUUACACUCCUUUUCUUCACUUUCUACUUAAAUAACCUUCAUAAAAGUGUUGCACAGAUAGUAUAUUCUUUGAAUUAUUAUGUAUUAGUGAUAAAAAGGCUUCAAUCAGUCUAAUGAGCUUAAAGUACUGUUUUAUAGGUGAAGUAGUAUGAAAGAUAAAGUUAAAAAAUCUUCAUUUUUGUUAAAAUACUUGAUUAAUCACCAGAGGAAAAAAAAACUAAAUUAAACAAUUGACCCUGCUUUAAGAUCCUGAUUCUAAAUUUUAAAAAAUUUCUGACACAGGCUUUAAGUUGCAAGAAUCAAAACUAUCACAGGUUGAAACUCCCUCAGCUUCUCUACUUUCAAACAGUAGGUGAUACAAACCCACAAAAAACAGUUCAGUGUAUCUUACCUGCAGCUGCACCUGAGGACAUUUGAUAGUUGACACAGAAUCAACACAAAGCAAGUCGAGCAAAUUUGAAGAACUCUCUGUUUCCUUGAGGCCGUUAGCGCAGCAACAUUUUGCCCUCGUAGAGAAUGAUAGUUUAACAGUUAUGUUAUAAUAACUAAUGUUUGUUUACGCGCACCUUUCCUCAAGGUUUGGCUUUCAUUUGGAGAAAUAUAUCUUUCCCUUUAGCUGCAAAAAUGCACCAAAGAACAGGGUCUGCUGGGUCUUUAAAACGUCUUAAAACGUCUCGAAUCCAAAAAUUUAAGGCCUUAAAAUGUGUAAAAGUCUCUUAAAACCUCAUAAAAUGUCUUAAAUUACAAAUGUGAAAGGUCUUAAAAAUGUAUUGAUGUUACUUACAGAUAAAGAUUUAUUUGAAGUAAGUUUAAAAUGUUCCGAUUGCCCUUCAUGUCUUAUGUACUUUUUUGGAUCUCAAAUUAUUUUCAUUAUGGUCUUUAAAAAGUCUUAAAUUUGACUUGCUGAAACCUGCAGAGACCCUGAAAGAAAGUCAAAACAAACCCAGAACUCUUAAAACCAGUGUAUGCAUUGGAGCCUUACUGAUGUGUUUUGCAGUCCUGUAAUAUCACAGAUGUGUCUUUUCGUCUCCUGCAGCUAAACCUUCCCAUAGUGAAUCGUUUGUCAGCGAGUCUGGACACCUCAGCGUCUGUGCACUCCCAGCCCCCCCUCAUGGGAAACGUGGAUCCCUCCAAGAUCGAUGAGAUCAGGAGGACCGUCUAUGUCGGCAACUUGAACUCUCAGGUAACCUUCAUGAAAUCUUCACCUCAGAAAUGAAGUUGAUGGUUCAGUUUUUUGUCCCCAUGACAGCAGCUCCAGCCUCACAGGGUCGCUGUCGUCCACCAGUGAAAGGAUGUAAACCCGUGUUGGAUCUCUCCCUCCACAGACCACCACCGCUGAGCAGCUACUGGAGUUUUUUAAGCAGGUGGGAGACGUCAAGUUUGUGCGGAUGGCCGGAGACGAGACUCAGCCGACGCGGUUCGCCUUUGUCGAGUUUGUGGAGCAGGAGUCUGUCGCACGAGCUCUGACCUUCAACGGGGUCAUGUUUGGAGACAGACCUCUCAAGUAUGUGUUUUUUUAACUCCUCAUGAAGAGCAGUAUUUUCAGAUGUCAUGGUGGGUAUUAUUAAUCAAGGAUCAUUUUGUUUGUUUCUCUUCUUUCAGGGUGAAUCAUUCCAAUAACGCCAUCGUUAAACCCCCUGAGCUGACGCCACAGGCUGCUGCUAAAGAGCUGGAAACUGUGAUGAAGAAGGUGAGGGAAGCUCAGUCCACCAUCGCUGCUGCUAUCGAACCAGGUAAAACAAAAACCGCUCCUACAGUCCAGAUAACGAUGAGCUGGUUUUGGUUUCUCACGCUGACCCUGCUGCUCUUCCUCCAGCUGACAUAAAGAAGCGCUCCUCCAGCCGGUCGAGGCGGUCACGCCGCUCCCGCUCGAGGUCACGCUCACGAUCACAUUCAAGGUCCCACAGGAAAAGGUCCCGAUCAAAACACAGGUACCCUGAAGUUUAUUCGUUCACCCUCUACUCUGUGAGAUCUGGUUUGAGAUCUGGUCAGUGAAGGUUUUUACUCUCUUUGAUCAGAGCACCACAGAAGUCCUGGACGAAGACAGACUCCCACAGUUCUCGAAGCAGCCACAAGAGGCGCUCUCGCUCCAGAGACAGAAGACACAGUCGAAGCCGCUCAAGGUAAAACAGGAAACGAUAAACUCACUUGAAGUCAAAUCUGCUGAUUAUUCUCACAUUUUAGUCCCAACUUUUCUUGCUGUAAAAUAUUUAAAAAGUCCUGAAAACUGAAAAUCUACAUUUCCUACUUCUUCCUCUUGAACCAAAACACCCUCAAAAGAUCAGAAAACCUCAUAUUUCCUGAACCACCUUGAUAAAAUUCUUCAAAUUUCUGUUUUACAAAUCAGGGAAGUGAUUAAGGUUGUUCUAAGGCUGGGCGAUAAACCAAGAAAUUACCGAUACGAAAUUUACGACAAUAACCGACGUCAUUUUGCCCAUAUCAAUAUAUUCGGUUUUUCAAAAAUGUACAAAUUAAAGUUGGUUUUGGAUGUGUGUAGGUAGGCUAUGGUCUCAUGUCCGUUUAAGAUGCUGUCCUAUGUCAGAGACGUGACUCCACUCCAUCCAGUCUGUAAAAAAGAGGGAAAGACAGUUGAGGAGAUGGAGGACGGUUCAAAAGUUGUAGCGGCAGCUAAAGUAGACGAAGUUAAUGUGAGAGGGGAUGAACAGCUUGUGGAGUAGUUAUUGAUCAUUUAUUGUUAUCGAGGUGAACUGAUCAAUAUAUCGUGAUGCUGAUUUCAGGCCAUAUCGCCCAGCCCUAGUUUGUUCCAGUGUUUGCUGACUGCAUUUCGCUGUUGAUCUCUAAGUUUUUAACACGUUUCAAUGCACUGACUGGAUGUGCAGCACUGAAAACACAUUUUUAAAACUUCUUCUGUUAAUUUUGUAAAACUAGUCCAAAAAAAUUGUGCUUGUGUUUUCACCAGAGGUCACAAGAGGAGGAGUAAGGAUCGCUCACGGAGCCCCCGGAGGAAAGCUAGAUCCCCCUCACCGAAAAGGUAGAUCUGUCACUUCUCUACGACGUUCUCUGAGAUCUGAAAUUUUCAAGUUUGUCGGGGAUCACAGAGUCUGCAGAACAACCCAGGCUAAUGAGGACUGGCUGAGCUGAAACUUAGUGGUUUUUUUGUUUGUGUCGCAUCUUUCAGAGGUAAGAAGGACAAGAAGAGGGAGCGCAGCAGAGACAGAAAAGAGCGCUCCACGUCCAGAAAGAAGAGCCGCAAGGACGAAGACAGGACGAAGAGCAAGGCCAGGCCGAUGAAGGUAAUAAAGCUGCCACUCGCUCAGUGGAAUUACACCCCGCCGCGCUGACGCUCGCUGCUGAAUCUCACCGUCAGAUAAAGCUGUCACACCCCCGGGAAUUUAGAGAGGCGAGGUUUGUCGCACUUGAAAACUGCUGAGGCAAAGAAAUGAGGUCUGUCAGCGCCGAGAAGACGAAGAGCAGAGGGAGCUCUCCUCCCUCCCUCCCUUCCUUCCUUCCUUCCUUUUUUCAGUUAUUAAAGGAGACAAGGAGACAUUAUUACUGGCCUUGCUUUCUCUCUGUGUUCGGUAGAAGUGCACUUGAAAGUGGAAAAGGUUUAGAAAGCUGUAAAAAUCAGAGAAACUUCUGGGUCUUCUGGGUUUUCUGAUCACACAUUUCGAUCUUCUUUAAGGCUCUGAAUGUCUCUGAGCAGACCAGGGGAAGUAAAAUCCCUCCUCACACCUCACACAGAUCGAGGAAUCUGACAAGAAAAUCUUUGAACCGUCAGAAAAUCGUGCCUUUGGGGAAUCGAGCCUGAAAUUGGCCCUGUUAUCUCAAAGUCAGCUUCAGUUCAAACUCUGUGCUGUAGGAUUUAACCGCCCACUCCCACUCCACAUUCAGAGGUUCUGGAGGGCUGACGUAUCAGUUGACAAAAACUCAUAGAUAUCCUUCUUCUACUGUAUCUGUCUGCGAUUCUUCUUUUAGUUUAGGAUUGCAAGGUUUGAGGGCUGAGGAGGACCUGCACUCAGACAUGCUGACUCUGUCUCUUUCAUAAAAGUCUUUUCAUCUCAUAAACCAAACUAAGCCAUCUUUGUUUACUUCCCGUAGAUAACAGAAGAGCUGAAAGUCUGGCGAUGGCCGUGAGACCAAAAGCGACACGUUUUCAAGUUUUACCGCGAUCGAUCUUUCCUUUGUUGAUAACAAUCAGAACGUUUGUUCAGCAAACGCGGUAGAAACCACCUCACAGGUGUGAAACGCUGACGGAGACGCUGCAGGGCGCUGUCCUGAAAAUCAGAUCACGCCGAUCUGAAGCGAUAAGAGCUCGCUUUUAUAGCCUGUGUCUCAUCUCUACAGUCAGGGGGGAAGUACUGAAAAGUCCGUACGUGUUGUUUUUUUUUAGUGCUAUCGUCACUUUAACCAGAGUGUCCUGACGAUAAGUUUCCAGUUAAACUCUGAGGUGGUUUAUUAUCUCUCACCUCUACCUGCUCGCUGCAGUUCUAAUUAAACUUCAGCACACAGAAUUUCUGCAGAUCUUUCGCUCCUGAUUCAAUCUGCAUGAAAAAAAACUACAGAAUAAUUUUUUUUUGAGUAAAUCACCUGAACUUUCAUGCACUUGACUUUAUUUUAGAUCACAAGUCAGACGAAGAGGAAGAAGCCAAAAUUAGGAAGGUGAAAUUAGCAGAAAUUCUGCAGAGCGUAGAACCAGACAUGCAAAGUUUGAUUAGAAACCACAGCGCGCUCGUCAGCAUCAUCUAGAGUUUGGAGAUUUGAGUAAAGUUUGUGAUUAUUGAACACGACAUGCAAAUGUUUGGAUACACUCAGAUUUUGGCAGUCUUAUUGGUGAGGGCUGUUAUCUGGGACUUUCUUUAUUUACCAAUUAUGGAUAUCAAAAACUGACCUUGUUGUAGGUAAUCCUGGAUUAUACCUGGAUGAAUAUAUGGUCUACUUAGGUACUGUGUUUGGAAAACACUCUCAAGGCAGGUCUUGAUUAUUUUUUAUGUAUGAGUGGCAAACUUGAUUUUGUCGUUUCAUUUAGAUUUAAUGUAGGGUGAUGUAUUUACCGUAUUUUUUGGCGAUCAGGCGCACCGGAUUAUACAGCCCACUGUGAAUUAACAUAUUUAUGUUCACACAUAAGGUGCAACAGAUUGUAAGGCGCAUUAAGCAUUUGUGUAUUGAUUGGUUUAUUGUUGCUAGCGCGUACUCUGGGCUCGAGCUGCCUGACAUGAAUGCACUGCUAGUUUAGACAUUGCAGUCAGGCAGUCUUGUAGACUGCUCAGGGGUCCUGUUGUGUCGAAAAUGGAUCCCUAACCCUUAUAUAGGCGACUAUAUGGGGGUUAACGCCAUUUUGAGGGGUGUCUGAAACCUCAGUGAUCAAUUCCAGUGCCCUAUAUAGGGGACUCAAAGAUUCCCAUAAAGCAUUGCAAAAUGUCGUGCCCAUCCGAUGGUCACUCAGCGGGGGUGGGCAUCCUGUCAUGCGUUGCGUGAUAAGGAAAGACUUAAAUACAAACUCCCUCAAACGUCAUCAUCUGAGCUCUCAUAUUCCCACCAAACAUCUGCCGGCUGGGUUUUAUUCUUGCCCUUGAAUUUCAGGUGCAAAGGGACUACGAGCGAGAGGAAAAGGACGACUUUGAGAGCGACAGAGAAGACUCGGUGGGACUCGGCGAGGACAUGAUGUCAUCACCCUGCGCCCAGCACAACGGCAGCUACAAGACUCAUCAGGAGGAACAUGCAUAG